AUGUCGUCCGCCCCCGCCUCAGCUCACCUUCUCAAGCGUCAGCUGAAAGAGAUGCAAAACAAUAAAGACAUUCCGGGUAUCAGCUGCGGUCUACACAAAGAUAAUAUCUAUGACUGGGAGGUGAUGUUAAUGGUAUCCGACGAUGUCAAGUACUAUGGAGGUGGAUUCUUCAAAGCUAGACUCAUAUUUCCAAAAGAAUACCCUCUCAUGCCGCCCGAGAUGAAGUUCGAGAGUCCGAUCUGGCAUCCUAAUAUCUAUCCUGAAGGCAAAGUCUGCAUUUCCAUCCUUCACCCACCGGAGGAAGACAAAUACGGCUAUGAAUCGGCUGCCGAACGUUGGCUUCCCGUCCAUACUCCCGAAACUAUCCUUGUCAGCGUCCUUAGCAUGCUUUCUUCGCCAAACGACGAGUCACCAGCGAACCUUGAUGCAGCAAAGAUGUGGCGAGAAAAUCUUCCUGAAUUCAAGAAGAAAGUUAGAAAGUGUGUCAGGGAUAGCUUAGAGGAUGCGUUUUGA
This is a messenger RNA of Orbilia oligospora ATCC 24927, 513 nucleotides long. RefSeq lists its product as uncharacterized. The record is from RefSeq and is a predicted model, not a curated record. The transcript has 4 exons. Gene Ontology annotation, cellular component: cytosol; endoplasmic reticulum. NCBI's taxonomy places the organism in Eukaryota, Fungi, Ascomycota, Orbiliomycetes, Orbiliales, Orbiliaceae. Bases 1 to 513 code for a protein of 170 amino acids.